AUGCCCACGCCGCCAGCCGCAAGGCGCACGCUGCCCGCCCACCCGGAGGCCGUCCGGAGGCGUCGCAGGAGGCGGCCCGUCCGCCGGCGUCCCCGUCCGGACGCGGCGCAGGAGGCGGCCCGGUCGGAGGCGGCGCUGGAGGCGCAGGCGGCGCAGGAGGCACCCCGGCCGGAGGGGGCUCCGCCCGGACGCCGCGCCGGAGGCAGCUCGGCCGGAUGGGGCCGGCGGGAGGCGGUGCAGGAGGCGCCCCGGCCGGAGAGGGCUCCGCCCGGAGGCCGCGCCGGAGGCAGCCCGGCCGGAUGGGACCCGGCGUGGGGCGGCGCAGGAGGGGGCUUCGGCCCGAGGCGGCGCAGCAGGCAGGCCGGCGGCCCGGCGGCGGCCACGGACCCGCCCAGUACCGGACGCGCCUGUGGGGGAGCUGGAGGCCGCGGCGCAGUCGGAUGGCGGCCGGAGAAAGUUUCGAACGCGGGGCGCGGGGAAGAGGACCUGGCGCGCCGCGCGCGGGUUGGGCUGUCCGUCCGCUUCAACGCGUUGAAGCCUAGCGUUCCGGUCCGUUCGAUGGGGUUUGGAUGA
Messenger RNA from Panicum virgatum (switchgrass), 573 nucleotides. RefSeq names its product translation initiation factor IF-2-like. The record is from RefSeq and is a predicted model, not a curated record. NCBI's taxonomy places the organism in Eukaryota, Viridiplantae, Streptophyta, Magnoliopsida, Poales, Poaceae. The coding region runs from base 1 to 573 and encodes 190 amino acids. The transcript has a single exon.